AUGCAAGACCCGGGUACUGCCGCUCCACCCGAUACUACAUCUGCUCCUUCAACACCUUCAAAGCCUUCUUCACAACCUACUGUUGACCCUCCAAACACUACCACAGACUCCAAAUCCUCUGAGGCCGCCACCCCCACUAGUAUCGCCCCAAUAACAACUACUGAUAAACCAACAACAACAACGACCAUGUCAACCGCCGAACCCCUUAUCACCACCACAGGAGAGUCUCCAGUGGUGACGACAACUACCAACCCUCCAGUGACGACCACCGACCCGCCCAUGACAACUCCCCCCACCACCGAACCUACUGUCACAGCUGCCACCACCGAACCCCCUGUCACAGCAACUACUACUGACCAUCCAGUGACUAAUACGACAACGGACCCACCAGUGACAGCUACUACCACAACAAAGGACCCGCCCGUAACAACUACCACAACUACCGAAGUUCCUCCUGUAAAAACCACCACCACGAAAGACCCUCCUGUAAAGACGACGACAACGACAACCUCGCCAUACACAACACGAUACGUGACAACCAUCUCAAUCGUGACCGUGACAACCAUCGUCCCCGAGACGACCAUCAUCUCUGGAAAAGGGACUACAAUCUACAUCACCCGGUCGACUACCAGUCCAGUGCCGACGAUCAUCCAAGACCCAACUCAGGAACCUGCCACGACACAAAUCGAUUCUUCGGCCAAGGGAGGAUUACAGACCUGGCAAAUUACGUUGAUUGUUGUUGCGACGCUUGUGAUAAUGGGUGCUGUGGGCGCUGCGGUAUUGGUGGGGAGGAUUAAGCGGGAGCGGAAGAAGCGGGAUUCGAUGUUGUUCUCGGAUAAGCCUGAGAGUGUUCUGGGGAGUGAGAUGGGGGAGAGUGGAGGUGGAAGGUCGAAUAGAACGCUGGUUGUCGGUGGGCAACAGAAGCAUUAUCACCCUGGGCAGAAUGGUGGUGGUAGCGGUUGGAGGGAGAGGCUUUCGGCCUGGAGGCCCUGGGACAGCCAUGGCAGCUAUCAUCAGCAACAACAAUAUCCUGGAGGACUUGAAUACAAUCAAGGAACAGGCCAAGGGGGAGGAGGCGGGUUAUGGUUGAUGGACGAGUCAGAUCCGAAUUACGACAGAUCGGCGGCAGUUGCAAGUGUCGAUGCAGCGAUGCGCCCCGUCUCGUACGACACCAAUGGCAGACUCAGUGGUGUUGGAGAUACCAUCGUUGGGGAAGAAGAUCCGCACUAUUAUGGCAGCUAUCCAUACACCGCACAGGCUCAGGGCAGGCACUAUGACCAGGACGAGGCGACCCCCGCCACCGCCACCGCCAUGGUAGCAGCACCCAGGGGGGUUGUAGGAACGCUUAACCCCCUGGACGAUCUUGCUAAUUCCUCAGUACAGAGAGGCCCCUCAUCAGUCGGAACUGCAGCAACAGCCAUGACCUCCAGAUCCCAACAAGGUCACUUACAACAACAGUCCAGCCGUGGCAGCCUCACAGGACGGAUUUCUCCAUCCAUCGGACGGCUGGAACGCCUCUCGACCGAAGAAGGGUCAGACUACGUCGAUAGCCACGGCCUCCAUCGCCAAAGUCAAGACUGGACACUCUCCAGCGUAACCAGCGCCGGCGCCGGCGUAGGCGCCAGUACCGGCACAGGAGCCAUCGAGGACAGGACAUCCAUACGGGUCGACCCCGAUCAACUCGAAAGCCAUGCGAUAUACGAGCUCGUCCGCAAUGCACCCCAAGCCAUCCUCGGCACAUCCCCGCCUAAAGCACAGGACUCUGUCCGUGGUGAAUCACCAACUUUGCCGUCUGCCCCACUACCUCCACCUUUGAGCACUACAGCGACAGAUACGGAGACGGUGGAGAUGAUUACGGAUGGGGACACGGAGAAUAACAACGCGGUUUCUGAAUCGCAUCCGACAGAGAUAACUCUUCUCUCGGUCGAGUCGACGCCGGUCUUAAAGCACGCGUGUCUUGAUUCCGAGCAGCAGCAGCAACAACCCCCACAGUGA
This is a messenger RNA of Linnemannia hyalina, 1995 nucleotides long. NCBI's taxonomy places the organism in Eukaryota, Fungi, Mortierellomycota, Mortierellomycetes, Mortierellales, Mortierellaceae. The record is from the annotation of a GenBank genome assembly.